CCCUGUUCACUGCAGGGGAGUUGGACCAGAUGGCCUUUAUAGGUCCCUUCCAACUCAGGCAAUUCUAUGAAAAUCAUUGGGUGGGUCUCAGGCACAGUGACACCUUGUUGUUUGUCCCAGUAGAAACUCAGUGUUGAAAGUUUAAAGACAUCUUAAUUGUCAGGUUUCAGUUCUGAAUCAUCAUUAACUGGCUGAGUGUUCCCCGUUCAGCUGUUUCUUUUUCAUAGAACACCAGAAAGGGGGUAGUCUCAUCUCUGCAAAUGCUUCACCCAGGGUGGUGUAACUGGAGGAAGAAAGAGUCCACUAAUCUGUUAUGCUGGUUCAACGUUCACAUUGAUAAUGAAACAAAACAAAUUACAACUGUUGCCUGGUUAAUUGUCUUAUCUGCUGUUAAACAGAAGCACCAACAUGCAGAUAAAAGCAGAUGGUGCUGCUCUUCAAGCAAAUAAUGCAUUAUAAUUUAUAUAAGGACCGUAUCAUGGGACAGUUUACAAUAAUUACUGAUAACUGAAACAACAGGAGGACAAAAUGACUGAAUAAUAAUUGGUAGCCUUUAACAAAAGUCAUUAGGUUAUGAACCAAACCCACGGCUUGUAGCCCAUUACUUUUGUUGCUCUCCUCAGCCUACCCCACUGCUCACUGGCUACUCUCAGUUGGCUGGGGAGAGCCAGAGGGUCACAAAAAGGAGACUCAUGGGUCAGGCAGGCAGCUGUAAGGAACUGCAUGAAGAGGAGCAAGGAGGUACCUCAGUGCUGCGCCAGCACUGCUUGGUAAUGGCUGUGAGAUUGGCUCUACUGCCAUCACGAACUCCAAACACAGCUGCUGUGAGAAGGAUUGACUCCAUCCUAGCCAAAACCAGUGUACCUGCUUAUGCAAGUGGCACUGUCACACUGAAAGAGUUACCUAGUAUACAUCAGUCUGUGAAGGUAGCAUAGAUAAUAUUGUCCUGGUUCAUCAGCAUUUGCUUGCUUGCACUCAAGGUUGUUUCCAUUGCAGAUAUUACAUGAGAGUCUUCCAGUGGUGGAAAAAAGAAACCGUAAACUUUAGCUGAUUUGAGAGAUACAAAGUUGUGGUAACAUUUCUAUUAAAUAAGUACAAAAGGAUAUAAGCAGUGGAGGAUUUAUCUGCAAUAGUUAAGUGUGGUGUAAUAGUAGGAGUACAGUUCACACUAGGUUGCUAUCUGAUGUUCAGAUUAUCAGGGUGUUUCCUCCAGCUGUGACUGUUCUGACCUUUACAGUCAAGCUCCUCCUGGACGUUUUACACACUGAUGAUAAGCAUAUCCAUUUAUUUUUGUAGUUACACUACAGCUCUGUUGCCCAAGGCAGGGCACUGCUGUGUGACUCUUGGUGCCACCUGUCCCGAGGCCCCAUCCUGCAAUGGGAAAAGCCCCAGCCUGUGGCUGGGGUUUCCUCAGUGAGCUCUGAACCACUAUUCCAGAGCUGAAACAGGGCAGGUGAAGGCAAGGGUUCUGCCUGCAUAGAUUUAUGUUUAAAUACGCAGCGUGGCUGAUUAGGCAGAUUUCUUCCUUGUGACUGAAAUGAAAUGACGGUUUUCUAAGCGAUAAUGAAGUUGAUUAGUACUCUGCAACGUAAGUAAUGCACUGAAUCUUUCUUAGUAUAUCUGUAUUCGUAUGUCAAAAAAGCCCUAAAGCACCUGAGACGGGUGUUUUUAUACUGCCACUAUUUAUUGCAGUGUGGAUGCGUUACUUGUGAUGGAAGCCUGAAGAUUUACAGCUUUCUGUUGUUUCCACUUGGGUAAAAGCCUGGAAGAGAUGUUCAGUUUGGAUUUAAACUGCCUCGUAGGAAAUAGUACCUGCAUAGAGAGGAGCUGGCUGCAGAAUCAGACGUGGACACCCUCUGCUCCCAGCAGCCUUGAUGUCUUCUCUGAUGUUUUCCGUCAGACAGAUGGAGAACUGCUCCCAGUGCUUCGGAUAGAGUGGAAGGUGGCCACUGAUGCUAGCAUCCGCUAUCUCCGAGGGGCAGAGCUGGCUGUCAUGCAAGUGAGCAGCAAUCAACAGAUCUGCGCCCAGUUUGAAUUUCAGAACAACUUGCCUCUUCAGGUCCGUCCAGAUGGAGGCCGGUGGAAUUUCACUUUUAACCGCUUUGAGGUGGAACCUGGCCAGACUUACCAAGUGACUGUCUACCACCUACCCAAACUGAGUGUAAAGGGAGACUACAAUUGCAAGUCCAAGUCUCUCACAAUGCCUGACUGCAAGGACCCUCUGAUGAAAAGAACCACCCCAUGUAUAAAGACAGGCAGCCUGUGGGAGCCCAGGAUCCACGCUAAAAGUCUAGAUGAUAUAACUCUGCUGGUGAGCUUUAACCCAUGGAAGGAACCAACCCGAUACCAAAUUCAUGUGACCAGCUUCCUGAAUGAGAGGAAAUGUAAAAUGAUCACACAUGACGUCACAGAGGGUGAACUGCAACCACAAGCAAAUGUCACAAUCAAAAUGGAGAAGAACUUGAGAGCUUGCUGCAACUACAAAGUACAGAUUCAGCCGUUCUUUGCUAUCUGUGGUACAGACUGUCUGAGGCACUCUACUUUCAUCCCAUGUUCACCAGCUCCAAGUGUGGGCCCAUCAGAUGAUAUGAUGAUGUGGGUGUACUGGUGUAUCACUGGGAUCUGUGUGUUACUGGUGGGAUCAGUCAUAGCAGGUGUCAUUUGUAUGACCAAAAAACGAGCAGGACACCAGCGAGGAAAGUGCAGUCACUCUGAUUUGCAAACUGCAGUACCACCUACCGACCUUCCUCUACCACCCUUAAAGCCCCGGAAGGUUUGGAUUGUAUACUCUGCCGACCACCUGCUCUACGUGGAUGUGGUGCUGAAGUUUGCUGAGUUUCUGAUGACUGUCUGUGGCACUGCUGUAGCCUUAGAUCUGCUAGAAGAUCAUCAGAUCUCGGAGUUAGGGCCGUUACCCUGGCUCACUCGACAGAAGAAGGAAAUGGAAGAACUAUCUUCAAAGAUCAUAAUCUUAUGCUCACGAGGCACCCAGGCCAAAUGGCAAGCCAUGCUUGGGAGCGCGCCUGUUUGUCUCAAGCAAGAUCAGCAAAAGCCAACUGGAGACCUGUUCACCCCAGCCCUGAAUUUGAUCCUGCCAGAUUUCAAGAAGCCAGCCUGUUUUGGAAUGUAUAUAGUCUGCUAUUUCAAUGGGAUAAGUAGUGAGAAAGAUAUUCCUGAUCUGUUCAAUGUCACAUCCAGGUAUCAACUGAUGGACAAGUUUGAGGAUAUUUAUUUUCGGAUUCAGGACUUGGAGAAGUUUGAGCCUGGGCGCAUCCAUCGAAUCCAGGAAAUCACAGCUGAAAACUACAUUGAUACCCCUAGUGGGAGGAAGUUGAAAGAGGCAAUUCAGAAGUUCAGAAGCUGGCAGACAGAGCACCCAAACUGGUUUGAGGCUGAAAGCAUCGGCCUGGAUAAUGUUGAAGAGUUGCAGUCCCUAAACGUAGAGAGCCAGGUGGAUUCGUUGCUAAGUGAACCAGGUGGAAUUGUGAAACACCAGCUGCACCUACGAGAACCUGACCCUAACUGCUGUUAUGUUGUCAAUCUCCACAUUUGUGAAGGUGAGAAUAGAGGGUGUAAACUACAGCCUCAGCUUAAUCUCUGUGGAGAUCCAGCUUCUCAGACUCUGAUCGAUCCUAUGGAUGAGGCUGCUCCAGUUCAGAUAGUAGAGCCAGUCUCUCCCAUGGAAGACAAAAAUAUAUUUGGCCAUCAUGUGCUGAGUAAUGAGGACUGCAUGGAAGGAGUUCCUCUUCUGGAGACAAGUUUUCCAAUGAGGAAUAACGUCAUCCUCCAUGAUGACUAUGAUGUUUCAGCAAUAGAUGACCAAAGUCCUGCAAACCUCUCAGGGGAACUGAGGCACCAUCUGAAUGGACUUAUGUACUCUCUUUAUCAGCAGAGUGUCAUUCCUUCAGAUCCAUGUUUCUGCCAAGAGGAGGCUGACAGGCAGCACCAGUUGAUCUUUGAAGACCAGUGCAAAGACCAAAGACAGUCAGUACAGUCAGACCAGGGUUACAUCUCUAGAUGUUCUCCUUUGCCUCCUGAUGACCCUGUGGAAGAGGAGGAAGAGGAUCAGGAGAAUCAGGUGGUUUGUCAUGAACUCUCUCCAGAGAUCUUGAACAGUCUAAAGAGCCUCCAGCAGCAGCUUUUUUUCCAGGACAUUCAACAGAGCUCUGAGUCGGGGUAUCCAGCAGAGCUGGUGAACAUGAGCCCAUCUUCAGAGGACUGUUAGGCUUUAUCUGGGACCUGCUCCAUCUGAAAUACGCAGAUGGAAGCUGGCACCACAUCCAGCACUGAAACUGUGUUUCCAACACCAUCCUUCUCCUUGUAUUACAUGAGACUAAUUGGUGGGAUCUUCCUGUCUGCUGCAGGGAGGCGGGAUUGCCCAGCAGUUGAUUAACAUCUCUGCUUCUGAUCUCUGUAUGGGAGAGAAGCAACAAAUACUAGUCAUCACUGUGACAGAACAAGCAGUGGUUCUGCUCCCGGGGGACGUGUAUUGUAUUGAGUCCUCACUGCAGAAAAAUUACCUUGGUUCACCCACCUGUGCCUUCAAAACUCCCUCCAAAUGUAAUGGUUUUAUUGCACUAGAUAGAAAGCAAGACCAAGAAUCAGACUGUAGAAUUAGAUAGCAUGACAAACUUUGCAUUGCCAGUUUGGGUUUGGUUUUUUUAAUAUAUAUAUUUUUUUAAUAAUGUGUUAAAGAUGUGUGCCUUAAACUUCAGCUAGAUUAAGACUGUCUUUACAUAAUCACAUAAUAGUUUAGGUUGGGCCAGAUAAACUGCAGAGGUCCAACACCUCUGCUCAAGCAAGGCAACCUACAAUAGAUUGUCCAGGCCCAUGUUCAUGUCGCUUUUGAUUAUCUCCAAGCAGAGAGACUGCACAACCUCUCUGAGCAAACCCUGUACAUUAUCAGCUGCACAGAAAAAAAGCACUUCCUGAUGUUCAAAAGGAAACUAUUUGUGCCUGUUGCCUCAUGACCUGUCACUGGGUACCAGUGAAAGGAGCCUGUCUCUGCCCUCUUUUGUACUCUCCCUUUAUGUACAUAAUACCUACAAGAGGGAAUGUCCUCAAGUUGUGCCAGGGGAGGUUCAGAUUGGAUAUUAGGGAAAGUUCUUCUCAGAAAGAGUGGUGAGGGUUUGGAACAGGCUGCCUUGGGAAGUGGUGGGGUCACUAUCCCUGGAGGCAGUCAAGAAAUGUGUAAAUGUGGUACUAAGGAACAUGGUUUAGUGGGCAGUGUUGGUGGUAGGUGGAUGUUUGGACUAGGUGACCUUAGAGGUCUUUUCCAACCUUAACAAUUCUAUCAUUCUACGUAGAAAAGAUGGCUCCUGACCUUUCUCUAGGCUCAACAGUGCCAACACUCAGCCUGUCAUUGUAUAUGAGAGAUGAUGUAGUCCCCUAACCAUCUUUGUGGCCCUUCAUUGGACUCUAUCCAGUAUGUCCAUGUCUCUUGUGUACUGAGGAGCUCAGCAGUGGACAUAGUACUCAAGGCAUGUCUUCACCAGAGUUGAUUAGAGGAAAAGCUUUACCUGCUGGAAGUGCUUUGCCUAAUGCAGCCCAGGAUACAUUCAGUCUGAUUUGCAGCAAGAGCGCAUUGCUGGCUCAUGCUUAUCUCAGUGUCCUAUAGGAUUCCCAUGUCCUUUUCCACAAAGGGCACCCAGCCUGUUCUGCUGCUUGGGGUUGUUACUCUCAAGGUGCAGGGAUUUGCACUUUGUGUUUAACCAUGUGCCUGGAAAUGGUUUCAGGAUGAACUGUUCCAUGAAUUCCCAGGGAUCAAGGCGAGGCUGACCAGUCUACAGCUGCAUGAGUCUUCCUUUUUGUUGUUCUUGCAGAUAGGGCAUUUGAUGUUCUCCUGUCUUUAGGCUCUUCUCCCAGUUGCCAUGAUCAGUCAAAGAUUAUCAAUUACUUCUUCCAGCUCCCUCAGCAUUCCUGGAUGGAUCCCAUCAGAGAUGGAAUGACCACGUUUAUGAAUAUCCAGUUUGCUGAUGUAUUCCCUGACUUUAUCCUGAGCAAAAAUGAGCGUGAGGUAUUCCUUGUGUGAAUACAGACACAAGCAAAGGUUAUUUCAGGCUAACCAUCGUGAAAACACCCUAAUAAGAGGUUAUGGGGUUGAUCCUUCCAUAGCAGUGAUGCUGUCAAUUUCAAGACUGAGCUGGAUGCACUAGGAAGACUUAUUCCGUGCCACUGAUCCUCUACUGGCCAACGUAGCAUUGACUGAGUAGAAAACUAGUUGGAGCUGGUACUUACUGUAGGUAUUGUCACAGUUUCUGCAGUCCAACCAGUUGGUUACUGUUCAUGAGAUACAAGCACCUCCAAGCCUUUCUACUUAAUGUUCAGGCAAGCUUGUCAUCUUCCUAUCCUUUUAAGUUUACUUGUCAAGAAAUUUUGAGAUCAUUUUAUUUUGGCUUUUUAAAAAUCUGAUAUCUCAGAAGAUAAUCUGCUCUUUUGACUUGCAACCAAUGUUUUAUUAUGUAUAUUUUAUACUUUUGUUUGUGAAUUGUUUUGUUGGUUUUUUUUUCCCUUAAAUUAAAAAGAGGAACACUUUUGGAUAUAUUUACUUAAA
Molecule: messenger RNA, 6553 nt
Organism: Coturnix japonica (Japanese quail)
Lineage: Eukaryota; Metazoa; Chordata; Aves; Galliformes; Phasianidae
Source: RefSeq, a predicted model, not a curated record